Molecule: messenger RNA, 1362 nt
Organism: Cooperia oncophora
Lineage: Eukaryota; Metazoa; Nematoda; Chromadorea; Rhabditida; Trichostrongylidae
Source: the annotation of a GenBank genome assembly
AUGGCAUUAGCGGCAUCGCAGCCUCCAUACUGGCGUUCGUCAAAGGCAGAUGAGUACAGGGAAUUGAAUCUGCUUGGAAAAGGAGCCUACGGUGUUGUCUACCAUGUAACUCACACCCCGACCAUGAAUGAAUAUGCACUAAAGAAGAUUGUAGUGGGUGUGAAUGACGACGGAGUCCCUCAAAGCGUGCUGCGCGAGAUCUCGAGCAUGAUGGCGCUCAGACGAUUACGUCAUAGGAAUAUCACAUUAUUACAUGAUGUCUUUCACACUUUGGAAAACAACGGCUGUGAUCUUCACAUCAAUAUGGUCGUAGAGAAAUGUGAUUGGGAUCUUUACUCUUUUCUCAAGGAUAUUCCUCGUGACAUGCCAGAUCACCAGUGUAGACUUAUAGCAAAGCAGAUUUUCGAAGGUGUCGACUUUUUGCACAGUAACAAUAUCGUUCAUCGUGAUUUGAAGCCUCAAAACAUUCUCAUUAAUCGCGACCAAACAGUAAAGAUAGCGGAUUUUGGCUUGUCAAGAACUUACACUACUCAGAGUUGUUUUACAACAGUGGUUGUGACUCUUUGGUACCGAAGCCCAGAGCUACUUCUACAGUGCAGUUACAACACAGCUGUAGACAUUUGGGCUGUUGGAUGUAUAGUGAGUGAACUCUACCAGAGAAUUCCGCUGUUCCCUGGGCAAACAGAGGCUCAACAGCUCAGUAUCAUUUUCCAGAAAAUGGGAACGCCUCGGUCAUCGCUAUGGCCUCAUGAUGCUGUUGUUGAACGUUCAAACUACCCCUCAUAUCCUGCACAGCCGCUAGAAAGAUUGAAUCCAAGACUGCCCGCCGAUGCAGUACCAGUGAUCAGUGGUUGUUUGACGUUCGCAACGGAACAACGCCUUACCGCUCGAGAAGCACUUCGCUUGCCGUUCUUCAGUCAAAUGCCUAAGACGGUAGGGCUGAUACAUCGCUCAUUAUUAAUACUUAGAGGAUCGGACUCGUUGAAUUUUUUGCAGGGUCUAGUCACAAACGAUGUUAGAAAAGUCCAGUCAUCACAGGGAAUUGCUGCCUUCCUCCUCAACCUUAAAGGAAGAAUAGUAGAUGACAUUUUGAUAUCGCGGGAUGAUGGCGACAUUUUUGUGGAGUGUACAGCGUCGAACCAGAAAAAUCUGAAGGAUCUGUUGCUGAAGUACCGCAUGCGAAAGAACAUGCCGAUGUGGCUGUCACGACACAUGAAUUCCCGAACUCAUUCCCUGAUCCGAGGGAGGCGUCUCUACGGUGAUAAUGGGAAUGACGAAGUCAGUGAAUAUCAUGACAAACGAAGAGUGCUGGGAAUCGCCGAAGGUUGCGAUGAAUGGGCGGACUCCUUCCUUUCCAUGUAA